UUCCUUUCUUUCUCAAGCUUUACAUACCCGGAAGAGGCCCUAUUUUUGGAAAAAAAAAAUCGCAUUUUUAAAUUCUUAAAAUAUUUAGUUCAACUUGAUAAACAGGGUACAUUAUCCUCACCCUUUUUGAGUUUCAUUGCUCUUGUUCUCUCCCCCUCUCUCUCUGUCCCUGUCCUCAGUCCUCCCCUAGUAUCAACUUCAACUAUCAAUACACUAUCCACACUCUUGUAUGCACAAAUCCACAGUUUCAUCUUCUUAAGUGGCUAACAAGCUGUGUGCUAGUCAUUAUUACGUAUUUUCAACACUCUCUGGUGCAGUAAGGUGAGCAAAGUGGAAGUGUUUUUGCUAUGGACUGGAAUUUGAAAGCACCUUCUUGGGAUUUGAGUGAAGUGGAUCAGGCAAACUUGACCAACAUGGAAACUAUGGAAGGGUCAAACAAAUAUGGAAUGUAUGGAACAAAGGGGGAAUUUUCUGUUGAUUUGAAGCUUGGCCAGGUUGGGAAUUCUGGCAUGGAAUCAGUGAUGAGCAAGUCCAAAGAUGGUGUUGGAGUGUCCAAAAUGGCAUCCUCAUCCUCAGGGUCAUCUAAGAGGGCUCGUGCCCUUAGCAAUGGGACACAAACAGUGUCAUGCCUUGUGGAUGGUUGCCAUUCUGAUCUCAGUAAUUGUAGGGACUAUCAUAGGCGCCAUAAGGUCUGUGAAGUCCACUCCAAGACUGCACAGGUCACAAUUGGAGGCCAGAAACAAAGGUUCUGCCAACAGUGUAGCAGGUUCCAUUCACUAGAGGAAUUUGAUGAGGGGAAAAGGAGCUGCAGGAAGCGGUUAGAUGGGCACAACCGACGGAGAAGAAAGCCCCAACCAGAACCUCUAACGCGCUCUGCUAGUUUUUUGUCCACUUACCAAGGCACCCAGUUGCUACCUUUUUCAAGUUCACAUGUGUACCCUUCCACUACUGUGGUGAAUCCUACUUGGGGUGGAGUUGUUGGUGGUUCUGGUGAUGUUAGGCUUCAUGGGCACAACCAACACCAACAAUUGCAUUUGGUUGAUAAACAGGACCUUUUUCUUGGGUCUUCUUCUCCAACCGGUUAUAAAGAAGGGAAGCAAGUCGCGUUCAUGCAAGGUGACCAUACGCAUGCCAUGAACAGCCAAAGCCCACAUCUGGGAGCUGGUUCGGCGGGCCAGGCCCAGAUGUUUCUUAGGACGAGCCCGUACUCGGAAAGCGGUGGGCUGAGAUGCAAAAUGUUCAGUGAUAGCCUUACAAGUUCGGUCCACGACUCCUCUCGUGCUCUCUCUCUUCUGUCAUCACCUCAGCCGCACAGUCCUGGAAAUGGGUUAAACCAAAUGGUGAACCCCCACUCGCCGCUUAUGCAGCCAUUGGGCCUCAGCCUGCACGAUAACAGCUUGGACCCCGUUUUGGGCCCCACUGGGAGUGACCACUCUUCCUCCAUGUAUAACUUAGCUUCUAAUGGAUCCCAGGGGAAUGAUGCCCCUGCACUAUUUCCCUUCCAAUGGGAAUAGACACUACAUACACUCUUUUAUUAUAUGCUUCCCUCGUACUAUUUAACUUAUCAAUUUAUCUUUCAUCCACCCAUUUUCAAAAAUGCUCUCCAUUUUUUCAUGUCA
Molecule: messenger RNA, 1619 nt
Organism: Cajanus cajan (pigeon pea)
Lineage: Eukaryota; Viridiplantae; Streptophyta; Magnoliopsida; Fabales; Fabaceae
Product: squamosa promoter-binding-like protein 13A
Cellular component (GO): nucleus
Molecular function (GO): DNA binding
Source: RefSeq, a predicted model, not a curated record